Molecule: messenger RNA, 4795 nt
Organism: Zonotrichia leucophrys gambelii
Lineage: Eukaryota; Metazoa; Chordata; Aves; Passeriformes; Passerellidae
Gene: CHM
Product: CHM Rab escort protein
Exons: 15
Coding region: 307-2970 (887 amino acids)
Biological process (GO): small GTPase-mediated signal transduction; intracellular protein transport; protein geranylgeranylation
Cellular component (GO): cytosol; cytoplasm; nucleus
Molecular function (GO): GDP-dissociation inhibitor activity
Source: RefSeq, a predicted model, not a curated record
GUUGGAAGGGGACGGACCCGGGACAACCCUCGGGCUCUCCCCGAACUCUCCGCUCCCUCAGGCGGGGCCGCCUCUCCGUCCCGGACCGCGCCGCUCCCUCAGCCACAGCCGCCCUUCUCUCCCCGAGCGCUCCGCGCCCUCAGGCGGGGCCAUGGCUUCUUCAGGCGGGGCCGCCGCUCCCUCCCCGAGCGCUCCGCGCCCUCAGGCGGGGCCGCGCUCCGCUCCCUCCCUCCCGCCGCCGCCGGAACCGCCGCAGCCGCUCCCGCCCUUUCCGCCGGCGGCGCGCGCGUGACGGCGCCUCCCAAGAUGGCGGACAACCUGCCCACAGAGUUCGAUGUGGUGGUGGUGGGCACCGGGCUGCCCGAGUCCAUCAUUGCAGCAGCGUGUGCCAGGAGUGGCCAGAGAGUUCUGCACGUGGAUUCGAGAAAUUACUAUGGUGGAAACUGGGCCAGCUUUAGUUUUUCAGGAUUAUUAUCUUGGAUUAAAGAAAAUCAGCAAAAGGCAGAUCUCAGUGAUGAAUGUGAGGACUGGAGAAAACUGAUCCUUGAGGAUGAAGAAGCAAUUCCUCUUAGCAGCAAGGAUAAAACUAUUCAACAUGUAGAAGAUUUCUGUUUUGGAGAUCAGGAUUCAGCUGAAGGUGUUGAAGAAGCUGGUGCUCUGCCAAAGCUGCGUGUGCUUGGAGCCCUUGCUGCCCAGGGGGAGUCCCCAGGGCCCCACAAGGAGAGUCCAGCAGAGAUGGGGAUUGCUUUGGGAUCACAGCAGAGUCCAGCAGAGAUGGGGAUUGCUCUGGGAUCACAGCAGAGUCCUGCAGAGAUGGGGAUUGCUCUGGGAUCACAGGAGAGCCCUGCAGAGAUGGGGAUUGCUCUGGGAUCACAGCAGAGUCCUGCAGAGAUGGGGAUUGCUCUGGGAUCACAGCAGAGUCCUGCAGAGAUGGGGAUUGCUCUGGGAUCACAGGAGAGUCCUGCAGAGAUGGGGAUUGCUCUGGGAUCACAGCAGAGUCCUGCAGAGAUGGGGAUUGCUCUGGGAUCACAGCAGAGUCCAGCAGAGAUGGGGAUUGCUCUGGGAUCACAGCAGAGUCCUGCAGAGAUGGGGAUUGCUCUGGGAUCACAGGAGAGUCCUGCAGAGAUGGGGAUUGCUCUGGGAUCACAGGAGAGUCCAGCAGAGAUGGGGAUUGCUCUGGGAUCACAGCAGAGUCCAGCAGAGAUGGGGAUUGCUCUGGGAUCACAGCAGAGUCCUGCAGAGAUGGGGAUUGCUCUGGGAUCACAGCAGAGUCCUGCAGAGAUGGGGAUUCCUUUGGGAUCACAGGAGAGUCCAGCAGAGAUGGGGAUUGCUCUGGGAUCACAGCAGAGUCCUGCAGAGAUGGGGAUUGCUCUGGGAUCACAGCAGAGUCCUGCAGAGAUGGGGAUUGCUCUGGGAUCACAGCAGAGUCCUGCAGCAGCAGAGGUUUCCCCAGGGUCUGAGAAAGAGACUGCAGCAGUGGAGAGCCCUGGAUGCUCUGAGGCAGCCUGGGCAGCUGCAGGGGACGGGGCAGGAGCAGCCCCUGGCCCUGGAGCCGCUCCCAGCACGGCCGACGGCGACUCCGCUCCGCAACCGGCAAAGACAGAAACUGCACCCUCUGAAAAUGCUGCCCAAGAACCAAAGAAAAUCACCUAUUCCCAAAUUGUUAGAGAAGGCAGAAGGUUUAAUAUUGAUUUGGUUUCUAAGCUGCUCUACUCCCGGGGCCUGUUAAUUGACCUCCUCAUCAAGUCCAACGUGAGCAGAUACGCCGAGUUCAAAAACGCCACGCGGGUUCUCGCCUUCCGCGAGGGCAGAGUGGAGCAGGUGCCUUGUUCUAGAGCAGAUGUCUUCAACAGCAGACAGCUGACCAUGGUGGAGAAGAGAAUGCUCAUGAAAUUUCUGACAUUUUGUCUGGACUAUGAACAGCACCCUGAGGAAUACCAAGAGCACGAGUCCAGCACGUUUGCUGAGUUCCUGCAGACACGGAAGCUGACCCCCAGCCUGCAGCACUUCAUCCUUCACUCCAUUGCAAUGGUGGCAGAGACUGACAGCAGCACUCUGGAAGGGCUUCAGGCAACAAAAAAAUUCCUGCAGUGCCUUGGCCGCUACGGCAACACCCCGUUCCUGUUCCCUCUGUACGGGCAGGGAGAGAUCCCCCAGUGCUUCUGCAGGCUGUGUGCUGUGUUUGGGGGGAUCUACUGCCUCCGUCACGCCGUGCGCUGCCUGGUGCUGGACAGAGCCUCGGGCCGGUGCAAAGCUAUUGUGGAUCAAUUUGGACAAAGAAUAAGUGCCAACUAUUUUAUUGUGGAAGACAGUUACCUCUCAGAGAGCACAUGCACCAAUGUGUGUUACAGGCAGAUCUCCAGGGCAGUCCUCAUUACAGAUCAGUCUGUAUUGAACACAGACUCAGAGCAGCAGGUGUCCAUCCUGACGGUGCCUCCCCUGGAGCCGGGCAGAGCAGCCGUUCGUGUCAUCGAGCUCUGCUCCUCCACCAUGACGUGCAUGAAGGACACCUAUUUAGUCCAUCUAACCUGUCCAUCAACUAAAACUGCAAGGGAAGAUUUAGAGCCUGUUGUACAGAAGUUAUUCAAUCUAAAUACAGAAAAAGAGACUGAAAAUGAAGAACUGCAGAAACCCAGAGUCCUCUGGGCAGUCUACUUCAACAUGAGAGAUUCCUCAGGAGUGGAGAGGAGUUCCUAUGCUGGCUUGCCCUCCAAUGUUUAUGUCUGCUCUGGGCCAGACUCUGCUUUGGGGAAUGACUGUGCUGUCAAACAGGCUGAGACUAUUUUCAGAGAAAUGUUUCCAGCAGAGGAGUUUUGCCCCCCACCACCGAAUCCAGAAGAUAUUAUUUAUGAUGAAGAUGAGAUUGAGCCAGAAGAGUCUGGAUUGAAUAAUUCACCAGAGACAAAGCCUGAAACCUCAGCUGAGGAGAGCAGUAGUGAGGGUGGUGCUGCUGUUACAAAGGAAGAAUGAAUGAAUGAGUGAAUGAAUGAAUGAAUGAAUGAACAGUGUUCUCUUAGGAGAAGAGCAGGUAGACCCAAACUAGGACAUAAGGGAGGAAGGGUAAGAAAAAGAGGUUUAAAACCCCCAGAGAUGUGUUAUUUGACAUUGCCUUACUUUCCUUAGCUUGGAUCAUUUUUUAAAGUUGUUUCAUUAGUAGCUGAGACACUUCUAAACAGUCACAGGUCCACCAGAUCCAGUGGGGUUUGUAGCUAAACAAAAAAAAUACAGAAUGAAUCAUCUGAAUUGAAAGUGCUAAAAUAGGAUUCAUGAUUUAUUGAGAUAAUUUGGUUUUGUUUUACAUCUUGGAAAGAAUCCUCCAUCUUUUAAAGAAGAAGUCAAAACUAAGCAAAAAGAAAAAAGUGCAAGUUUGUUUGCCAGUUAGAAAAUGAUUUCUACUAAAAAUCCUUGGAUCUCUGCUAAUUAAACAGCUGAAGGUGAGGCUCACCAUCUGUCCUUCACAGUGGCCUUAUGAAUGGAAUUUAAAGGCAAUAAUAUUGACAGUUCUGCAGUGGCUUUAUUGUAUGGUUUGGAAACUGAUGCCAUAAUCAAGUAGGAAAUAUAAUCCAGCAGAUGUUCCUCACAUGGGAUUAUUUUACAUUCAGUUUUUUUUAGUAAGACCUAACAGAUGACACAUUUUCUCCAGUGAUUUCAUUUACUGGAGUCAGGAAAAUGGCAGAAUUUAAACUUAAUGCCAGAUUUCCCAGCAGAAUUCAGUCAUAAAUGGAGCAUUCCUGUUCUUAGUCUCCCUGGAUUUGUUGCACAGUUUGGGCUUUUAGUAAGCCAAUGGUUACUUUUUGAAGUUUAGGGUCUGAGAAGUUUAAAUGACCAUCAGCUGAGGGGGUGUGUGGUGGAGAGAAGGUUCAACUGAUAAUUCCAAAGGUUUGUAUUGAUCCCAGUUAAUAGAUUAAAGUUAGUGUAAACUAUGCAUUUUGUAAUGAUAAACCAUGAAGCAUUUAUACAAUAAAAUGUAUUGAACUAUUUAUAAACCUAGUUUGUAUGAAAAAAACUACCAAAUGAGAAAGCUGCUGUAAAUGACCAUGUUUAACUUGCACUUCUUCUGAACCAUGCUUGAAAUCAGAUCUGAAAAGUAUUUCUCAUGUACUUAAUUAUUUACUUUAAAAUGCACACCCAGUAGAUCAGUAGUAUCUCUAGAGCUGAUGAGUUGGGGUUUAAACUUCUCCAUGAGGGUAGAGCCAGUUCCAGGAGUGCUUAAAUACUGUAAGUAAAUCAAAAAUGCCAUUGAGUCCUGAACAUUGAGCUCUGCCUGGCCCUGCCACAGCCAGGCUGCUGUACAGCCCUGUGGUGCCUGUGCCUGCCCUGAGCCUGGCUCCAGGCCAGCAAGGGGAAUUGAUUUAUUUUUUUACAGCAUAACUGAUACUGUUCUCUUUGUCCUGCAUGGUGCCCACUGUCCAGUCUGCAUUUCAGGGUUAGUGUUUGCUCCUGUGUUGGGUAGGUACUGGUGUGUGUGUGUGUCUGUGUGUGCAUAAUCCAGAGUGCUGACACAAACACGUGGCUGGAAUGGUCCCAGUGUUCAGCAGCUGUAACCUCUGGAUGCUUGUGACUGAGCAGUUAUUUAUAUAUAUAAAUAUAUCUAUUAAUGAGCAGGCUGCCUCUUCAUUUAGCUGUAAUUUCUCUGUAUUGGGAAGCAUGGGGGUGUAUGAUUUUAUUUAACAUCUGCAGAUCUGUAAAAGAGCUGACUGGAGGGACCCAUCCCUGUCUCACAAAAACAGGGAUCAUAGCUGAAUCUCUCAUCUGUGUUUACAAGGAAAUCUCUUGAUGAAAAUUAAAGGUUUGC